CUAGAGGUUUCACCCGGCCGCUCACAUUCGGCCAAGUGGCCUCUUGCUCAUCUCAAGAUAAGCCUUCUAGUCUCCUACUGCCCUUCCUCCUCCUCCAGCCAAAACGCGGCAAUCCCUGAAGCUACAAGAUUACCUUUCUUCCACCGCUUCCCAUCUCAGACUGCAGCAAGCAAUCAAGAACUCAGAGAAAGAAGAAGACAUAGCAAGAGCAAGCAAAGCAAGCAAGCUAGGAGCCGAGUGGGAGAUCACGGCCAUGGCGUUAGCCCCCACAUCUCUCCAGAGCUUCCUCACAGGGAGGCCCCUAUGCACGGCCCCGCAGCUCACGAGGUCGUCAAUUAGGCCGGCAUCGGCGAGGCUUUCUUGCAGGGCCUCCGACCAGAAGGACGCGCCUCCGUCGUGGGCCGGAAACCUCGAGCUGAAAAAUCUCGGGAAGCUGGCGAUGGUCGCCAUGGCCGCCGGCGUGCUCGUACUCGCGCCCGUCGACGACGCCAUGGCGGGCAAGUCCGGCGGCAGGAUCGGUGGGAAGGCGUUUCGGUCCGCGGCACCGCGCUCGUCCGGUCCAAGGAUAAACAACUCAAGGACGAACAUCUACGUCAAUCCCGGCGUGGCGCCACCGCUGGUCGGCGGCUACGGCUACGGUGGCUAUGGCGGGUACGGCUUGUCGCCGUUCGGCUUCUACGGUGGCCCGAGCGUCGCCCUCGGGGUCGGUGGCGGCUUCGACACGCUCGUCCUGUUCAUUGUGGGCGGGGCGGUCGUGGGCGCCGUCCGGCGGUUCCUCAACCGCAGGGAUAACGAUGAUUACGACGACUAAAUGAUACGAAUGUUCAUGGAGCGCCUGGAACUCAUUCGAAUGAGAUAUAAAAUGGUCUCAUUCGGAUGACGUAUUGAUGACGUGGCUGCUGUUUGUCGCAGCCCGAUUCCCUGGCAGACCGAGGCAGACUUCUUUCUUUCUUCCUGCACAAAACAAAUAGAAAGCCCAAUUUGGUUGUUUCCUUCUUCUUUGUAAGUUCUGGGUCCGUUGUUUGUUUGUGUUGUGGCUUGUGGGUUGUGGGCCUUCCUCCUAUGGGCCUUUUUGGGUUAUUUGUUUUAGGUGUUUUGAAAGAAGUCUAGGAAAAAAGUUUAUGUCAAAGAAAAAUCAUAAAAAGUAAAACAUUCAGGACAGAUCUGCAAUUUUUGCUUCUGAGAAAACAUUGAGAGUCUAGAUUUUUGCUUC
Triticum aestivum (bread wheat) is the source of this 1213-nucleotide messenger RNA. RefSeq lists its product as uncharacterized. The transcript is spliced from 3 exons. NCBI's taxonomy places the organism in Eukaryota, Viridiplantae, Streptophyta, Magnoliopsida, Poales, Poaceae. The record is from RefSeq and is a predicted model, not a curated record. The coding region runs from base 254 to 811 and encodes 185 amino acids.